AUGAUCACGGCAGAAACUCAAUACCACAAGGAUCACCGGCCAGAAAGUCAGUCACGUCAUGGAUCAACCCUUCGCUCUUCUCCGACUACAGCUCUUCAAUUGAUCCAUCUGUGCACAGUGCCAAACGCUCCUUACGCGUUCGAUCCCUGA
Caenorhabditis elegans is the source of this 150-nucleotide messenger RNA. RefSeq lists its product as uncharacterized. The transcript has 2 exons. The record is from RefSeq and is marked reviewed. Bases 1 to 150 code for a protein of 49 amino acids. NCBI's taxonomy places the organism in Eukaryota, Metazoa, Nematoda, Chromadorea, Rhabditida, Rhabditidae.